CCACUCAAACAUAUUCUUCUUCUUCUUCUUAUUAUUAUUAUUAUUAUUUUCUCUUUACCUUUUACUUUUCGAAUUCAAAAACACCGUAACAGAGCCCAGAAUUUUUGGGUUCCAUCCCAACAACAAAGCCACACGAAGAAGGAGAGAGGUUGCAACGGGAAAACGAAGAAGUGUUCUUCUGUUUCUUUGCAACCGAAGAAUCACCCGCUUCUCCCCGUUACAGCUCUCCCCUCUCUUCUUUCCCCUUCAAUCGCACAAGGUGCAGGGUUGAUUCACCAUGGUUGCAACGGCCGCAACGGCGUCGUUUACCCCUGUGCCGUCGCCGGACACGGGGAGAGGAAAGCCAACGAAAUUCGGGUCCGUGAGCGUGGGAGGGCUGAAACCGAAGCAAGGUAACGGUCGCUUGCAGGUGAAGGCACAGGCGCAGGCAGCACCCAAGGCUAAGGGAGCGGUGGUGGAGGACGAAUUGGCAUCUUCGGCGUCGCUUUCUCAUGCUCCGAGGACUUUCAUCAACCAGUUGCCGGACUGGAGCAUGCUCCUCGCCGCCAUCACCACCGUCUUCCUCGCCGCGGAGAAGCAGUGGAUGAUGCUCGACUGGAAGCCGCGGCGCCCGGACAUGCUCGUUGACCCCUUUGGGAUCGGAAAGAUCGUGCAGGAUGGGCUUGUGUUCAGGCAGAACUUCUCGAUUAGGUCCUAUGAGAUUGGCGCGGACAAAACCGCGUCUAUAGAUACCAUAAUGAAUCAUUUGCAGGAGACUGCACUUAAUCAUGUGAAGACUGCGGGGCUUCUGGGUGAUGGUUUUGGUUCAACGCCAGAAAUGUGCAAGAAGAACCUCAUAUGGGUGGUGACCAGGAUGCAGGUUGUGGUUGAUAAGUAUCCUACAUGGGGUGAUGUUGUUCAAGUAGACACUUGGGUUUCUGCAUCAGGAAAGAAUGGUAUGCGUCGGGAUUGGCUUGUGCGUGACAUCAAAACUGGUGAAGUCUAUGCAAGAGCUUCCAGUGUUUGGGUCAUGAUGAAUAAACAUACAAGGAGACUUUCUAAAAUUCCAGAAGAAGUCAGAGGAGAGAUAAGCUGUUAUUUUGUAGAUUCUGCUCCAGUUGUGGAAGAGGAUAACAGAAAACUACCCAAACUUGAUGAUACAGCUAAUUUUAUUCGUACUGGUUUAAGUCCCAGAUGGAAUGAUCUGGAUGUUAAUCAGCAUGUUAACAAUGUGAAGUACGUUGGGUGGAUUCUGGAGAGUGCACCACAGCCACUAUUGGAGAGUCAUGAGCUGUGUGCCAUGACUUUGGAGUACAGAAGGGAGUGUGGCAGGGACAGUGCCAUGACUUUGGAGUACAGAAGGGAGUGUGGCAGGAACAGUGUGCUGGAUUCUCUGACUGAUGUGUCUGGUGCUGAUACAGGCAAUAUAGGAGACGGUGGACUUUUUGAGUGCAAGCACUUGCUUCGACUUGAAGAUGGUGCUGAGAUUGUAAGGGGUAGGACUGGAUGGAGGCCCAAACCAGGAAACAACCUUGGUGUUUUCAGUCAGGUUACAGCAGAAAACAUCUGACUUUGAUUGGCAGUGACAUCAAUAUCGUUCCCACGUGCAAAUUGGAUUAUAAAUUGGAUUACACAUAUGGAGAGCUUUGCUUGUUUUUUUAUCAGAUCUAAGUGUCUUAAAUAUAUAAAAUUUGUGAGGAGGAAGUAGAAAGUAAAAUCUCACUCACUCAUUGUAAUUAAAUAGCUCCUGGCACUACUUUCCCUAGCUGCUCCAUCUUCCAUUUCAUUUUUAUGGUUGUGCUGCUGCUAGGUGUCAUUAAUAUUUAUUCGUUUCAUCAAAAUGGCUAAGCAUGUAUAUUAUAAUUUUUUUUC
Molecule: messenger RNA, 1851 nt
Organism: Cajanus cajan (pigeon pea)
Lineage: Eukaryota; Viridiplantae; Streptophyta; Magnoliopsida; Fabales; Fabaceae
Product: palmitoyl-acyl carrier protein thioesterase, chloroplastic
Biological process (GO): fatty acid biosynthetic process
Molecular function (GO): acyl carrier activity; fatty acyl-[ACP] hydrolase activity
Source: RefSeq, a predicted model, not a curated record